AUGGAUCCACAGCUGCAAGAAAUGUGCCUGUCCCCAAAGUUCAGUGUUCAGCUCUCGAGAGUAAAAGUGGAACCGCCUGACGCUGCAUGUCUACACGAACAGGGCCAGAUACAGGAACAGCACUGGAGCGAGUCUCCGUCAAGAAGUGAUAGUCACGGAGUGACAGUUGACGUGCGUCGCAUCAAAGAAGAGCCUCGAGAGGAAUCUUCAAACAAACAUCCAAUCAUGGCAGUCAAGACGGAGCCUUACAACGUUGCUGUCGUGGCAGAACAGGACCAAAUGGGACACAACUGUGAGUCAAAAUCAGAAGGAAUGACAGCUGUGACGUGCGACAUUAAAGAAGAACCUCGAGAGGACUCUUCGAGUGACCAUCCAAUCGUGGAAGUCAAGACGGAGCCUUAUGACGUUGCAGUCUUGACUGGACAGGACCAAAUGGGACACAACUGUCAAUCAACACCAGAAGGAGCAAGAAAAAUCGCUGGUUUGCUCCACGUAAAAGACCAGCCCGGAGGCACUUGCGAUCGGAAAUCUUCAGGAGGUACUUCUUCAAAGGCACAGUUGAAGACCAGCGCAACGACCGUUGAGCCACAGCUGGACAAUGCUCUACUGGUCACUACGAACGGUCGGCCCACAGAGCGACUUUCAGACUGGAGCAAGCCACGUGCACUUGCACACACAUCGAAAGACAGCCUGGAACACCACGUGUCCGCACAGUGUCACAGUGAAACUGAAAUGUGUCCCGUUCCUUCUCCACCGGAUGUUGAGAUGGGAGAGGAGGGUUUUACGUGCGGCGUCUGUCCCUCUGCAUUCUCGCGACCUGGGAGCGACGAGAGUCACGUGUCAAAGUGUACUGACGAGAAGUCACGCGAGUCUGAUCUCUGUUCCGCACAGUUCCUCCAGAACGCGAGCCUGUGCUGUCACAGGCGAACACCUAUAGGCGAGAAGCCGUACAAGCGGGGCCCCUGCCCUGUGCACGCAAGCCAGAUUGCGCACCUGCAGCUUCACAAGCAAGCACGCAAGGGCAAAAAGCCAUGCAAGUGUGAUGCCUGCCUUGUAGAUUUCAGCCAGGACUGUCACCUACAGUGCCACAAGCAGACACAUGCAAACGAGAAGCCAUACAAGUGCAAUAUGUGCCCUGCGGAGUUUAGCAAGAGGUGGAACCUACAGCGGCACAAGCGAACACACACGGGCGCGAAAUCAUACAAGUGCGAUGUCUGCCCUGCAAAGUUCAGUCAUAAAGCACACCUACAAAAGCACAAGCGGACACACACAGGCGAGAGGCCAUACAAGUGCAAUGUCUGCUCUGCGGAGUUCAGCAAGAGCGGGAGCCUACAGCAACACAAGCGGACACACACUUGCGAGAAGCCAUACAAGUGCGAUGCCUGCCCUGCGGAGUUCAGUCAGAGUGGUCAUCUACAGUGUCAUAAGCGAAGACACACGGGCGAGAAGCCAUACAAGUGUGAUGUCUGCACUGCAGAGUUCAGUCAGACUGGUAACCUACGUCAACACAAGCAGACACACACAGGCGAGAAGCCAUUCAAGUGCAAUAUAUGCCCUGCGGAGUUCAGCAAGGUCGGGAACCUACAGCAGCACAAGCGAAUACACACGGGUGAGAAGCCAUACAAGUGCGAUGUCUGCUCUGCGGAGUUCAGCCAGAGUGGGACCCUACAGCAGCACAAGCGAACACACACGGGCGAGAAGCCAUACAAGUGCGAUGUCUGCCCUGCUGAGUUCAUCCAGAGUGGGAACCUAAAGAAGCACAAGCGAACACACACGGGCGAGAAGCCAUACAAGUGUGAUGUCUGCCCUGCAGAGUUCACCCAGAGUGGGACCCUACAGGAUCACAAACGCACACACACUGGUAAAAAACCAUACAAGUGCGACUUCUGCGCUGAGGAGUUCAGAGCGCACCUACAAAAGCACAAGCGGACACACACGGGUGAGAGGCCAUACAAGUGCAGUGUCUGCCCUGCGGAGUUCAGCAAGAGCGGGAGCCUACAGCGACACAAGCGGACACACACGGGCCAGAAGCCAUACAAGUGCGCUGUCUGCCCUGCAGAAUUCACUCAGAGUGGUCAUCUACUUUGUCAUAAGCGAACGCAUACAGGCGAAAAGCCAUACAAGUGUGAUGUCUGCUCUGCGGAGUUCAGCCAGAGUGGGACCCUACAGGAUCACAAACGCAUACACACUGGCGAAAAGCCAUACAAGUGCGAUGUCUGCCCUGCAGUGUUCAGUCAAAGACGGAACCUACAAAAGCACAAGCGGACACACGUGGGCAAGAAGCCAUCCAAGUGCGACGUCUGA
Ornithodoros turicata is the source of this 2304-nucleotide messenger RNA. Its product is annotated as zinc finger protein 431-like. Gene Ontology annotation, biological process: regulation of transcription by RNA polymerase II. The transcript has 5 exons. The coding region runs from base 1 to 2304 and encodes 767 amino acids. Lineage: Eukaryota; Metazoa; Arthropoda; Arachnida; Ixodida; Argasidae. The record is from RefSeq and is a predicted model, not a curated record. Gene Ontology annotation, cellular component: nucleus. Gene Ontology annotation, molecular function: DNA-binding transcription factor activity, RNA polymerase II-specific.